Molecule: messenger RNA, 618 nt
Organism: Salvia hispanica
Lineage: Eukaryota; Viridiplantae; Streptophyta; Magnoliopsida; Lamiales; Lamiaceae
Source: RefSeq, a predicted model, not a curated record
AUGGUGGGGUUUGAUGAUGUCAUGCUUCAACUCAUGGAGAAGCUCGUUUAUGGAGAACAGAGUCGCCAAGUCAUCCCAAUCAGUAGGGAUGGGAGGAAUUGGAUUUCUAAAACCAAUAAGUGGCAAGAGUUUGGAAACAAUUGCAAAAGAGUACUUAAUGAACUAGUUGAUAGAAAUCUAAUUCUUGUUCACAAGUUUGGGAAAACUGGAAACAUGAAGUGGUGCAAAAUUCAUGAUUUAUUGAGAGACCUUUGCUUGAAAGAAGCUGAAAAGGAGAGGUUUUAUGAUGUGGUCGGGCAACAUAGUCCUCAAGGCACGUGUAGCCAACGACGUGUAGCUAUUAUGGGAAGUACUCCAAAGGAGAAAGUGAUUGAUGCCAUGAAUUCUAGACCGUAUGCCCGAACAUGUAUAAGUGAUCGUGAAAGAGUUCUACUGUUGCCCAAUUUAAAAUUGGUGAGGACAAUGAGAUUAUGCGAUGAUGAUUAUUACAGCACUGAGUAUUCCUCCCUGGGAAAAUUGUUUGAGUUGGUUAAUUUGAAACUUCUUGCCGUUCACUUUGACGGGCGCUCUAGCAUCCACGGGCGCUCUAGCCAAGUUCCUUCUUCCAUGAAUCGUUAA